CUUAAUCUUUCAGAGACUCUGGCUGCCUGCCAGCUUAAACUCAAAUCCAACCUGCAAAAGAAACUCCAGAAUUGGUUUGAACAAGCCACUAAAUCUGGAAAGCAGAUGCUGAUAAAUGACAUCUACAACGAGCUGUAUAUCAUGGAGACAAGAAAAAAUGAAACAGGAUCCAAUAAAACUGAGCAAACUAUCAACAUGGAAGACUUCUUCAAAACCACACCUAGUCAACAUGCACCAAUGAGAACACUGAUGACCAAAGCGGGGUCUGGUGUUGGGAAAACUGUCUUGACACAAAAGUUUGCUUUGGAUUGGGCUGAAGACAAAAUGUUUAAAGACAUACAAUUUGUGUUUCCGCUCACUUUCCGAGAGUUGAACUUGCUGAAGGACACAGAAUGCAGCUGGAUACAACUUCUUCAUCACUUCUUUGCUGAUAUCAAAGAAGCAGGAAACUGCGGCUUUGAUAAGCUCCACACUGUGUUUAUCCUCGAUGGUCUGGACGAGUGUCGGCUUCCUCUGGACUUGCACAACAACGAGAUCUUGACUGAUGUUACUGAAUCAGCUUCAGUAGACGCUCUGCUCACAAACCUCAUCACAGGGAAAGUGUUCCCUACUGCUCGUGUCUGGAUAACCACAACACCCGAGGCAGCCGGUCAAAUUCCUCCAGGGUACGUUCACAUGGUGACAGAGGUGAGAGGGUUCACUGAUGCAAAGAAGGACGAGUACCUCAGGAGGAGAUUCAGAAAUAAGGAGCUGGCCAACAGAAUCAUCUCCCACAUCAAAGCAUCAAGAAGUCUCCACAUCAUGUGCCGCAUCCCAGUCUUCUGUUGGAUCACUGCGACAGUUCUGGAGGACAAGUUGAAAACCAGCGAGACAGGAGAGCUGCCCAAGUCCUUGACUGAGAUGUACACACACUUCCUGUUGGUUCAGUGCAAAGUGGGAAAUGAAGAAGCUGAAACACAUCCACGUUGGAUCACAGAGACCAGUAAGAUGAUUCUGUCACUGGGAAAACUGGCUUUUGAGCAGCUGAAGAAAGGAAACCUGAUGUUCUGUGAAACGGAUCUUGCAGAAUGUGGCAUACAUCCCAGAGUUGCCUCAUUCUACCCAGGCGUGUUCUCAAAUAUCUUGAAAGAAGAGCUUGGCCCAAACCAAGGCAAACUUUUCAGUUUCGUCCAUUUGAGCUUUCAGGAAUUUCUGUCUGCUCUUCAUGUCAUCGUGUCAUUCAUCAACUCUGGUGUUAACCUCUUGUCUGAAGAAGACUCAACCUCCCAACAGUCUGCAGUGAACCCAGACCAACCUGCAGGAAAACACCUCUUCCAGAGAGCAGUAGACGAGGUUUUACAGAGCCCUAAUGGACACCUGGACUUGUUUCUGCGAUUCCUCGUUGGCCUCUCACUGCAGACCAAUCAAAUGCUUCUUCGAGACCUGAUAAAAGAAUCAGGAAGUAGCUUUCAGCCCAAUCAGGAGACAGUCCAGUACAUCAAACAGAAGAUCCAGGAGAAUCCAUCUCCAGACAGAUGCAUCAUCCUCUUCCACUGUUUGAUGGAGCUGAAAGAUCAUUCUCUAGUGGAGGAGAUCCAACAGUACCUGAGUUCAGAUAGUCUGUCCUCAAACAAACUGUCUGCUGCUCAGUGGUCAGCUCUUGUCUCCAUCUUACUGUCUUCAGAGCUGGAUGUGUUUGACCUGAAGAAAUUCUGUCCUUCAGAGGAAGGUCUUCCGCAGUUGCUGCCACUGGUUCAAGCCUUCAGUGUGUCUCUGCUGAGGAGCUGUAAGCUAUCUAAGAGAAGCUGUAAAGCUCUGGCCUCAGUUCUCAGCUCUCAGUCCUGUAAUCUGAGAGAACUGGACCUGAGCUACAACGAUGUGAAGGAUUCAGAGGUUCAGGAGCUCAUCGGAGGCUUGAAGAAUCCACUAUGCAGACUGGAAACUCUCAGGUCUGCUUGCCUCUUUUAA
Molecule: messenger RNA, 1947 nt
Organism: Acanthochromis polyacanthus (spiny chromis)
Lineage: Eukaryota; Metazoa; Chordata; Actinopteri; Pomacentridae
Product: protein NLRC3-like
Exons: 2
Source: RefSeq, a predicted model, not a curated record